UUCUCUUCUCAAAUCCCCAGUUUUUCACUCUCAAAUCUUCAAUCCUUCUCUCUCAGAUCUUUUCUUCCAUUUGAAGAUUCGAUCUCUUCUUUCCUCUGAACUUUCAGAUCUCCAAUACCCCUUCAUCGACCUUAAUCCUUCUAAGGUCAAUCUCCCACAAACACUCAACAACUUCGUUCUUCAAUUUACACUUCCUCUCAACUCAUCACCAUGGAACCACGAACUCUGCAACUAAUGGAGCUACAAACCCAGCAACAAAUCGAGGAUGGAGGAAACAACCAAGCAGCCGGGAGUAGUGCCAACACAGAUUUCUGGCGAAGCCGUGCCAGGUGGGUUCCUACUCCAGAUCAAAUAAGGAUCCUCAGGGAUCUUUACUACGACAAGGGAGUUAAGACCCCAACUACAGAGCAGAUUCACGAGAUCUGUCUCCAGCUGCAACAGUAUGGACAGGUUGAGGGCAAGAACAUUUAUUUUUGGUUCCAGAAUGUCAGGGCUCGAGAGAAGCAGAUGAAGAGGUGCAAUCAGGCUGCUCAAGUGCCCAUGGGAACUAGUUCUCCUGGUACUGGUGGAUCCAUUGAUCUCAAUUUUGGGUCCACUGGUUCUACUGGUGCUGGUGGAUCCAUCGACAUCAAUUUUGGGCCAGCUGGUGGAUCCAUUGACAUCAAUUUUGGGUCCACUAGUUCUACUGAUGAUGGUAGAUCCAUUAAUCUCAAUUUUGGUUCCACCGAUUCUACUGGAGGACAAACAUCCCUGCAACAACGAGGAGGAGAUCACCAGGAGGUUGAAACUCUUCCUCUGUUCCCCGUGCACGGCGAGGACGUCUUUGGUAACCCGAAGACUACUUCUGAGGAAGGUAGCGCAUUUGGUUACUAUUCUGGUGGCUCAGGCGGUUACAACAGUGGCUCUAACGUUUCUCUUGAGCUCAGCCUCAAUCCAUCCGGAGCUGCUGACUAGGCUUAGCAUAGCAUAGUCCUCGUUUUCCUUUUUGUAAUAUAAAAUCAAUAAGAUUGCAUGCAUGUCGUUUCUUCUUUUUGUUAAACCAACAACAACACCAAGGAUCAACCUUGGUCACCUAAUACUAUUUUCAAAACCAUUGACAACUCUGCUGCACACAUCAAUCAUAAUGAUUUAUCACAAACAAUCAAUUAAGUUGCACAGAGGUCUAGCUAGCAUCCUUAGAGUCAAACCAAACACAACAAUUUUGUCGUUAGAAUUAGGGUUUAAUAAAGCUAAACACAUCCUGAGUUAGCUAGGAAAAACCCACAUCCUUAGAGUUACUCAUACAAAUCUUAUAAAAUCUCAACCAUUUCCUCUAUUAAUUUCUCCAUUAAACUUACCACAAUUCAUACCCUAUGAAUUUACGAUUUAGAAACCGAAUCAAACUCCAUAUCGCAUAGUAAUUCACUUGAACCACUAUGGAUACCCAACAAUGUCACUACAAUCAAUACCCAAAAUUGCACUUAACCAUUUCUCCUAAAAUCCAUCACCACAGAAACACACCCUCAUCUAAUAACAUUUACAGAGAGUUGACUCUAAAUCUCCCCAUUAAUUACCGACCAAGAUCAAAUUCCAUUUCAAAACUUUAAGUGUCCCGCCUACUUAAACUUAAAACACAACAACCUCAAAUUCACUUCAGUCCAACUCCAUACUACGAUCCAAAACUUAAGAAAACUAGUUCACAAAAUCAAUUUCCUUCACUUAAAUAAAACUAUGUCCACAAGUCAUAGUCAGGUCAACAGACCAAGGUGUCCAAACGGAGAAUUUCCAAUCCAGUUGUCUUUGUGAAACGCAAAAUAUCAAUCAAAAAUGAUGCUCGCAAUAUCAACCACGUAUACAAAACAUGUUCCUCGGAUCUCGAUUUAAAUUUAGAAAUACCAAAACUACCACUAGUCCCACUUCAAAUAGCCCUUAAGAUUGUAGGUACUCGGAGAGAACUCAAAUAUAUAGUCGUUCGUCUCAAUCACUCAAACACGAGAUCAAACUCCGUUCUCGCAUCUCAAACUCUGCUCAACAACUUACAAGCACAUGGAAGAAUUAACCACAAUAAUUUCUUCCCUAACCGCAACACUACUCACAACUCCACAUGAGUCUAGAAUCUAUUCAAAUGCAUCUGUAUGUCCAACUUAAGAAGGCAAAAUUACUAUCAAUUAAUACUCGUAUCCACAUCAGAUACAAGCAUAGGUUCACACCAUGCCUUCAA
Rosa rugosa (rugosa rose) is the source of this 2200-nucleotide messenger RNA. RefSeq names its product protein WUSCHEL-like. Gene Ontology annotation, molecular function: DNA binding; DNA-binding transcription factor activity. The transcript is spliced from 2 exons. Bases 211 to 954 code for a protein of 247 amino acids. The record is from RefSeq and is a predicted model, not a curated record. NCBI's taxonomy places the organism in Eukaryota, Viridiplantae, Streptophyta, Magnoliopsida, Rosales, Rosaceae. Gene Ontology annotation, biological process: plant organ development.